AGCUCUCUGACCCGUCGUGGUGAAAGGUCCGUAGGCUUCGCUGCAUCGCUCACAUAAGAUGAUCUUUAUGGGGAAAGCAGGAGAUUACAGCUGAUAGGAAGCAGACUUAGCGUAAAGUCAAUUGGCUCCUUUGUGGAAUAAUCCGCUCUUCUCAUCCAAGUCAUUGCGAUGAGUGAUCAGACCUUGAGUGAAAGGAAGGGAGUGCAGAAAGAAGAAAAUGGCAGCGAUGCAUUAACCCAGCUCCGCUGAUAUGAAAGUAAUAUUAUCAGAUUUGAUUUCAUGUGGUUGGGCCUGACUUCUGACUUCUGCUGGGCUGAGAUUUCAAGCUGCUGGAAACGUCAGAUGCAGUUAAGCAGUGGAGAUACACCAUUCAGCAGGACUCUGGAAACUAUGACACAUUUUGCAAUGAUUGGAAUGUGUCAGAGCACGUUUUCUCAAAAUCUGACUCAGUAGUAGGAAUUUCCAAUCUGGCAACGUGAAAAAUAAUUACACAACUCGCUGUGAAAACUUCAGCGCCUGUUCUUUCUCUAACAUGUCAUCUUUCUGAAGUCAUCCAUCCUCCUCACUCUCAUUUGUGCUCACGCUUGCCUGUUUGUGUCUUGUAGAAAUGUCGCCCUGUCAGUGGGCUAUGCGCUCACCAGUCGGCCUCCAGACUCGGCUCCAGGUUUGCGAGGAGCAGAAGUGCGAGGAAGAAGUUUUUCCCUUGGCCAUGAACUACUUAGACAGAUUUUUAGCAGUGGUACCCACCAAAAAGUGUAACCUGCAGCUGCUGGGAGCAGUAUGCAUGUUUCUUGCAUCCAAAUUGAAAGAGACUCGUCCAUUAACCGCAGAGAAGCUUUGCAUCUACACAGAUAACUCCAUCAGACCACAGGAGCUGCUGGAAUGGGAACUGGUGGUGUUGGGGAAGUUGAAGUGGAACUUGGCAGCAGUAACGCCGAACGACUUCAUCGAACACAUUAUGAGGAGGCUGCCACUGCCCGAGGAUAAACUGGCGCUCAUACGGAAACAUGUCCAGACCUUCAUCGCUCUCUGUGCCACAGAUUUCAGAUUCGCCAUGUACCCUCCCUCCAUGAUUGCCACAGGAAGUGUGGGGGCAGCGAUCUGCGGCCUGCAGCUGGAUUCGGCUGACCAGUCGCAGUGGGGGGACAGUCUGACAGACCUGCUGGCCAAAAUCACAAACACAGAAGUGGAUGUUCUCAAAGAGUGCCAGGAGCAGAUCGAGCGCGUCCUGGUGAGCAGCCUGCGCGAAGGCCGGCAGCACCAACAGCAGCAGCAGCAGACUCAGAGGGGCCCCAGCGGGAAGGGCCUGGACGAGCUGGACCAGUCCUCCACCCCGACAGACGUCCGCGAUGUCAACUUGUGAACCAGCAGAGGGCGCCGUUGCACAGGAUUUUACAAAAAGAGAAAAAAAAGAAAAAAGCAUCAUGAAAAAAAAAACUCAAUUUUUUUUUUCCUAAAAGCAGAAAAAAAGAACAAAAAAACAAAAAUGUUAAAAACACAAGCCCUUUAAAAGAAAAAGAACAAUGCUUGCUAGUUUUUUUGUAGAUUUUCUGUUCUUCGAGUCAGAAACACCUGCACACAAAAUAGAUUUUCUAUGAUGUUCUUGUCUAAAAGCAACAAAAUUUGAUACAAGAUGAAGCUCUGUGGUGCCUUGGAUAUACAGAAGGGAAGCCAAUCAUAUUUGCAUUCUGCCUUUGAUUGUAUAGUAUGAUCUUUAAGUUAUAUUUGUAGCCAGAGCUCGGUCAUGAGGCUGUUGUGGUAGAAAUGGUGGAAACCAUUGGGGAAACUGCAUCCGUGGGAUCACAGCAGGGGGGGGCUUCCGUUUCUUCUGCUCUGUUUUCUUUCAUACUCGUAUGAGUAUUAUCACUUUUACACUUGUGGCCGGUGUGAGAGGACACACACUCGAGCGUCCACGUGUGUGUCGAGAAACGAGACGGAGGAAGCAGUGAGAACAUGAUGCGAGGAGUUGGUGGUUCCCGUUUCCACAGGGAAGAGCUGGGAUGAUAAUUAUUAGUAGUAUUAGUAAUUAUUAUUAUUAUUAUUAAUAUUGAUAUUAUCAUUGAACUUUUUUUUUUUUAAACUGAGUAGAAGAGAUCGAUAAGCUCCUUUUGUCAGGCUGCUUGCGUGCAUCAGUUUUGGAUGCAGUGUGAGUUUGUGUGCAGGGUUGCGUGUCCGUGUGCGACUCCUCGUCAGUGGUGGGGGGAGACACGGAAGAUGUACAGACGUGUGUGUGUGUGUGUGUGUGUGAGUGUGUGUUACAUGUGAUCCUGUAUCUAUAUUAGCAGUGUGCAUUCUACAGCAUGAGGCACUUGAGCAAAGGUGUAGGCUUCUGUGUUGAAGCGAGUGGAGGCUCCACAUCCUUUGUCCAUCCGUGUAACAGAGUAACAGGGCAUCUAUGCUACAUCACUGCCGUCGUGCAUUAACAGUAUAUCAUGGGUCGCUGCAGGCCAACAGUAAACUCAUGUCCAUGAACUCUGGGCGAUGCAGA
Molecule: messenger RNA, 2488 nt
Organism: Salarias fasciatus (jewelled blenny)
Lineage: Eukaryota; Metazoa; Chordata; Actinopteri; Blenniiformes; Blenniidae
Gene: ccnd2a
Product: cyclin D2, a
Exons: 5
Coding region: 608-1363 (251 amino acids)
Source: RefSeq, a predicted model, not a curated record